Larimichthys crocea (large yellow croaker) is the source of this 3568-nucleotide messenger RNA. It is a transcript of the gene ccdc107, whose product is annotated as coiled-coil domain containing 107. Bases 233 to 1243 code for a protein of 336 amino acids. The transcript is spliced from 6 exons. The record is from RefSeq and is a predicted model, not a curated record. Gene Ontology annotation, cellular component: neuron projection; intracellular membrane-bounded organelle; neuronal cell body. Gene Ontology annotation, biological process: protein localization to cell surface; synaptic transmission, cholinergic. Lineage: Eukaryota; Metazoa; Chordata; Actinopteri; Sciaenidae.
AAGGCCUACCCGGAAGUCCCGUCUUGUUAUUGCAGGGGAGCAGAGCACAGCUGUUUGCAGCCUAACAUCCUGCUGUUAGGGCUCAAAUAUCACUCACUUUGACUGUAUGUUAGUCUGACUGCGUCACGCUGCCUCCCGGUGUCCCGUAUAUAUAUUUUUUUACCGACUGCCGUUGCUCCAUUUGGGCGGGUUGUCUCGUGUCGUUCACGCGCGUGUGGGUGCUCUCGAGAGGAUGGUUCUGUCAACAUCACAACAAGUCGCCCUGGCGUUCACGGCCGUGCUCUUCACGUUUGUCGUCCUGCCCAGGCUGUUUGGCGUCGGUGGCGGUGCCGGGGCGAAGGAAACUAGAAUGGACUCUCGCCACGCGAGAAAAGCAGGUCCAGGCCCGGGUGCAGUGAGAGGUCAUCCCAUCAGUGUGAACACCCCUGGUUCCCCUCAGAGCCCUGAGAAUGUGCAGCAGAUGAAAAAGCUGAUGGAGCAAGAGCUGAAGAGCGACAAGUACAAAUCCAACAACAACAAGGGCUACGUGUUCACACUGAUGCCUCUCUACGCCAUCGGAGUUGGAGUGUUUGCAGCCUACAAGUUUUUGAAGAUCAAGUCUGCAGAUGACCAGGCACAAAAGGACAAAUUUGCAAAAGGAGCCAAAAAAUCAGUUGAGGCAGAGAACCAGUUGAAUGAGCUGGAACAAAGGCUAGCGCAGACGGAGCGGAUGCUCAAUUCCAUCCUCACUCAGCUGGACCCACUCACUAACUGUGUGAAGUCCGUGGCCCAGGAUCAGAAAAACGAGAUCAUGUCUCAGCUCCAGACUAUCCGGUAUCUGAUGAAGAAGAGAGGAAUGGACUGUCCACCCCUCAACUUCAACGAGGCAUCCUGCGGGCGAAAUCUAGAUGACCUCAUUGAGUCACUCGGAGCCAACGACACCUCCACCGUGGAAGCUUCUCUGGCGGAAAUGCAGGCCUCUGCAGGAGCAGCGGUGGCUUCUGAAAAAGUUUAUGAAAAGCAUUUGGAAGAUAAAGACAAAGCUACGACAGAAGGUGAAGAGAUGAGGGAGCUCAUACCGGAGGAAUCUGAAGGGGAAGCAGAGGGAGAAGGGAAAAUGGAGGAAGAGGAGGACGGAGAUGUAGAGGAGGAAGGAUUGGAGGACUCGGAGCCUUCACUAGAGGAGUCAUGGGAGACAAACAUUGAGGAGGUUGGAGCGGAGCAUCCUGUGUCAGGCCUCAGACGACGCAACAGGCCUGAAUGAACUCACUGCAGGACUUCUGCACUGUACAGAAAUGUGACAUAUUAUUCUGAAUAUUUAUUAUCCGAACGGCUUUCAUUCCAAUAAGGCUGUCUGCAUAUCCUUAAAAACAAAGAUUGCAUUCAUAAGAAACACUAACUACAUAGGAAAAGAAACAGUCAACACAUAGGGCCCCUUUUUUCCUGUUGUACCAGGCAAAAUGUAGGUCUAGGCUAUUAUUGCUCAUAUAGGUGCAGUGUACUAUGUGCAAAAGGGUUUGGUGAGUUCCUUUGUAAAGCAGAAUUUAAACUUGAAAAAACAGAUUCAGUUCUCUGUCAUAGAUGCAUUUUCUGACUGGUAUUCUCUGGUGGCAGAAAACACACAAAACACAUCAGAAGCACUAGUGAGCAAGAUGGGUGCCAACAGGCAGCACUUCAGACUCCUGUCUGAACACAGACCGGGGUGCAGAUGCAUAAAACUAGUCUUAAAAGUGUAACGACCUAAAUAAAAUUCUUUGUCUUGACUAAUUUUUCACACUUUAGCGUCAUCACAGAUUGCUAUACAGACACUGGAGUAUGCAUGAUCUUGCAUUCUCACCUCACUGUUUUUUAAGUGUGUGGGAAAUGUUUUGUUUUUUAAUGCAUACAUAUUUAUAUACAUCUGGCCCCAGGUCCUCUAAUAUCAACUCACAGCACUACACCCCCCCACCCCCUUACCAAAAUAAUAACACUUUAACUUGCUAUGCCUCAUCUGCUUGGGACUCUCAUCUUGUUGCUCCCCUCACUUUUGCAGUGUUUGCACUGCACUGGGUACAAACUACAGAAGAGACGUACUAACCACAGGGUAGUCCAGCAUAAAGCUAUUUGUUUUAGUCUCGUGCUGACUUGAUAGAGCCAAUAACCUCCUUUACUUUCUUGUUGUCAUUAAUUUUUUUUAACACAAAUUAUCACCUUUUUAAACAUGCCUGAUUUUGGAAUGAAAUUUCUAUACAUGUUUUGUUUUAGCACUGUCAUAAGUUUAGGUUUGUGCCUGCUUCUGAAUUCAAAUAGUUAAGGAAUAUAGACUACAUUAAAGGAGGUUGUCGUAAGUGUCACCUGUACCUGCUUAUUUGCCUUUACCACUCCUUACUCGCGGUGGACAACUUGUCAAACACAGAUCUAAGAUGUCCUACUGGGAGACUUAAACCAAAAAUGAAAAAAUGAUCUUUUGAUGCCAUUGUCCGACUAUCAUAAAUGCCACAGGACAGGAGCUUGGAGGUUUUUAAAGACAUAGCUUCUUGUGUCUGUUAGUCUAGAGAAAAUGUGCUUUCACUGUUGCAUCUUAACCCUGUACCAUCCCCUACUGCCACCCUGUGCCCGUGUCAAGUGUGAGAAAACUGCCGAGAUGAGUCCUCCCAUAAACACACAAUACAUUUUUUUUUUAACCAUAAAGGAAUUGACAUUCAUGCUGCUGGAUGUACAUUGUAAAAGUGUGGACUUGUGGCAUGUGGCCAUUGUGGCAAACACAACUCUAAAACAUAACUCUGCAUGUUUUUUUUUUGUUUUUGUUUUUUGCCUUCACCUUGUGACUGCAUGAUGUUUUUAUUUAUUCAAGAGGAAAAUGACAAUCAUUACGAUCAUUUAAUCAACCAGAGACACGUUCAAUUUCUCUGUUUGUUGGAUACUAAUAUGGUAUCCAAUGAAGAAAUAUACCAUAUAUUUCAGUACUUAAUUUGAAAUCUCAAUGAAAGGUUGUUUUAAGGAUGUUUCCAUUAUUUUCUGUUGUUUGGCUCUAACUCUACAUUUCCAAAUAGUUAACUAAUUUAGCUCCUGAUUUUAAAAAAAAAACUGAAAAUACAAUUUUGUCAUUGGCACUGAUGUCAGUCAUUACCCAGCAGCAUAUUUAUGACUGCAGUUAUGACUACAACAGCACUAGUUCAGUUAGUUAUAAAUCUUAGCAUGUACUGUAUGAACUGACCAUUUUUAUCUAUUACAGUUGAGGUCACAGUCAUUUAAUUGAACUUGGCAGUUUAUAACCGUAUCCUAAAUGUUGAUUAAAUAAAAUGUGAUAAGUAAGCUAUGUUACUAAAUAAGUUUAGUAAAAAUUAAAAAAGAAGUAACUGUCAAUAAGAUACUCCAGGAGUAUAGCAUUUAUAGUGCUAGAGGUCCACCUAUAUUUGAUGAGGAGCUACUCGACUUCACAUCCAUUUUAUUGCCAUCUGUUGGAAACCAUAAAUCUUUGCCUUCAUUUAUUUUGUAAAUGUUUUGUAUCAGUUCUCCACUUUAUGCAUUAAUACAUUUCUGUGUUUCAUGUGAGGGUUGAGUGAUGAAGCUCGGCUUGACUUAGUAGAAAAUAAAACGACAAAAAAAA